AAAUUUACCGGUGUUGAUUUACUGGUGUUACAACAAAGUGUUAAAAUAAAGUGUUGCGUCAACGCUAUACAGAUUGAGUUAAACACCAAAAGCGUCAGUUUCGAUUAAGAGUUGGUGUCAUUUUAUAUCGUUGCAAAGGCAACUCCUUAAGCGUUAACCAGGCCACACCUCCAUGAACGUGCAGACGUCCUUUUGAUUCAACCAGACCACAUGCAGACGCCAUUUCAAAUGCUGCAAGUGGAAGAAAGUUGGUAAGUCUAAUAUAUAAAUCUUAUUAUACAGAUUCAUUGUGUAAAUUAAAUAAUAUGUUUUUGUAUCUUAGUUUAAUCAUUUUUUUUCAUAACGAUCAGUAUAUCAAGCGUUACACAGCCAAAUAAUUCAGACGUGAUUUUUAUUAAGUUAGCCUAUAUCAGCAAUUUUAUGAAUCAUGUAAAGCCACCAUAACGCUUAUAUUAAUAUUAUUAUAUUAUAAUUCUCGCACACGGCGAUUGCUUUAUUUAUUUUAUUUACCGUAUGCACAUGUCUGGACAUAAGCACAGUGUAGUUAGGCUCGCGCGCUAAGACCGCCGUCCAUUUUAGCAGGUAACGUUAUUCAAGGUGAACUAUCGCGUGUGGAUUUCUUGUAGUGUUCAACAAGUAAAUGUGCACAUUUCAAAGACAGCGGCUGAACUACUAUAACUUGUUUUAAUCCAAGGUACAUGCUUGGGUUCCUGCUGAAUGGUGGCCGACUGACCGUGGAUCGGUGAGAGUUUUCGCUGUUAAAAAGUACCGUGGUAAGUUUUUAAUGCUGCAACGAAAGUCAGUGAUUGCUCACUUCGGUGAUAGAACGCACGUUGUGGAAUAUAAACACACAGUUCAAGACUUCAGAUGAAUGAAACGACUAAUCUACAUUAUCGACAAAAACUGUUGUCAGAUAUUUUAAUGUAAGGGCAUAAUCUUACGCGAAUGUAAGAGAUUGCAAUAACAAGGUUUAGCCGUCAAGGCGCUAUAGCUUAAGACAUUACAGCUGCCAGGAAACAAUAGAAGAAGACAGCGCGCGUAACGGUAGUCAGAAUGAGUCCAAAACAGACGAUAAUACAUUCAUAAAACUCCCUCCAAUAUAUCAUUGUCGUGUAAGUGUGCUGCAAAACAACGAACGUUAACUUUAAGUUGUCUUUAUUUAUAGAAAAAUUAUUUAUUCUUACAAUUUAUAGUCCAAUUAUAUUACAUAAACCAAAUAUAAUGUGUUUAUUUCUCUCCACACCAAGAGCUUCACCAGAGGUCAAGACAAUGCUUGUCAAAGCACAAUAUCGAAACCAGAAGAAGUUCAUAAAAAUCCCAGAGGCUUGCUUUGAUUUAUUUUUAGCAGAGGUGAAAGAGAAGUUUUCAUUACCACAGGAUCUUGUAAUUACAGUUACAGAUGAAACUGGUACAGAGGUGGACGAAGAUGUGUUUCCUGAUCUAAUGAGCACCAGUGGACUGCUUCUUGUUAUAAAUGCUUUAAAUGACAGUGGACCCUCCACACCUCAAUCUUCAGCCAGCUUUGAUACAGAUACACUCUCUUUAACUUCAAAAAGCAGUGAGGACAGUGACUGGUUUAGUCCAAAACGCUUUAGAAAGGAUGAGGAUGAGGCUUCACAAAACUCACAGGCCAGAGAUUUGAUCAAACAAAUUCUAGAGACAAGACCAGGUGGAGCAAAUGUGCUGAGGGAGUAUGAAGAUACGGGGACAAUUAAUGAUGAGACAAGAAAAGUUAUGGUGAACAUUCUAGUAGCCCACAUGAUGGAGACAGAAGGGAGAGUUCCACACCGCCUUACCAAACAGAAGUAUGGUUUGGGAAUUAUCACCUUGUUUCCCUCACUCAGAGAUCCCCAAGGGAGGACUGGAUAUGAACAUUUUUAUGAUGGCCAGAAAAACUCUGGAUUCUUGUCGUGGCGACUCAAAACCGUACAAAGGGGGACAAAACCUUCUGGAAAUAAAGAUGAUCCUAAAACAGAGGAAAAGGGGGGUCCUUUGCUUGACCGACAGCUGUGUCACCCUGAAGAUCAGCUGGACAGUGAUCAAAGUCUAGAGGCCAUCUCUCUGAUGAAUCAUACAAGCGACCGUGAGGUCAUCAUGCAGAAGAUGAGGGCAACAUUUAAAUACAGACAACGUCUUGUGCGUGAUCCAGAGAAAUCCACCACUAUUCUCUCUGUUUUUCCUCGAUUUCUGGAUACGAAAGGAUUGAUUCUCCAGGACUUUACACUCCUGUUCGGGUCAGAAACGGCUUCCAGACUCUUGGAAAGGUGGCCAACAGUUUUCAAGUCAAAGAUUAUCAAGCUAGCAGAAACCUUGACAUCCACUCCACUGCUGAAAAGAUUGCUGUCAUCUGCCAAACAGAACAAAGAAAGCAGCGAGGCAGAGGAUUUCCCAGAGUGGGACAGUGACAUAUCAUCCUUUCUUCUACUUCUGCAUUUUUUGUCGCCCCAAGUUUCUGGAAGAAAGAAAAUCCAGAAGAUGAGCAUCUCACAGGCAAUUGACCAUCUGGUGGUUUUUCAAAAGGCAUGCCGGAGUAUUCAGGAACACCUCGAGACAGAAGACAAUCGUCAACCUUACAUUCUUGCCAUAGGAAGCAGCAAGGAAGCCAUCAGUCAGUUCUUCAUUGUGCUUGACAAAAAGCUCAUCCCAUGUCAAGAAUCCUCUUCACUAGCGGCAAUCGAUGAACUGUUCAAGGUCCAUUUUGUGUUCAGUAUCAGUUAUGAUCCUCCACUUAAAGGUUUGUUCACAUUUCUCCAGACCACAGUGUACAGAAUUGAUGUUGGCAGCACAAGUGAAACCCCAAGGGUGAAGGAGCUCAGAGCUAAAUUACUGAAUGAUGUUUAGAUGCUACAUCUGUAAAUCACUGUUUGCUACAACUGUAAAAUUAAUUCGGCACCUUAAACUUGUUCAUAGUUUGUAUCCUGGCAAGAAGUUUGAGUUGGUUUGUGCUCAGGAUGGUUGCUUCCUACAAUUCAAAAGUUAUGCAGGGUUUAAAAAACAUUUAACCAGAUUUCAUUUUAGGGGUGUGGCAUCAAGCAGUGGUAACAUAUCUAUUCAAAAUCAGCAUGCUCCAAAUCCUGACGAAGCACUUGUGUCUGACACAGAGCAAAUGACAGAUAAUGAUGCUCAAGUGGUUGAAUGUUCUUCUCUUUCAAGGGAUAGUUCAAGGGAAAUGUGUGCAUCCAUAAUUGCCAAAUUGCAGGCUAAUGGUGUUGCAAACAAUUUAAUUUUGUCUGUUAUUGAAAGCAUGGAGGAUUUUGUUAAUGAUUUCCAUACUAACUUAAGGGAGAGCAUUUUAAAUGUUGUGCCUGUUGGUAGCACAACUAGAAGUUCAGUUGAAGAGGUUUUUAAUAAUUUUCAUAAUUCAUUCUCAGAUUUUAAUACAGACACUAAAUGGAGAAAAUAUUUCAGCAAGAAAUGGGGAGUUGUUGAACCUACUGAAAUUCACUUGGGAGUCAGGUACGAUUCAAGAAGAAAUACGACCUCUGGAAUGUAUGAACAAACAACAGUUAAUGACACCUUUAUUUACAUCCCUCUGCUCAAAACUCUGGAGUUCAUUUUUAGAAAUGAGGAAGUAUGUAAACUGAUUCAAGAACAAAGGCAAAGUGACAUGUAUAGAGAAUUUUGUGAUGGGCAGUAUUACAAAAGGCAUCCAUUGUACUCCAUCUGUAAUAAUGCACUUCAGAUCCAAAUUUACUAUGAUGAUUUUGAAACAGCUAAUCCAUUAGGAUCUAAACAAGGAAUCCAUAAACUUGGCUGUAUAUAUUUUGUGCUUCGUAACCUACCAUCACAUGUAAAUUCAUCCUUGAUGAACAUACAUCUAAUUUCUUUAUUUCAUUCUGAAGAUGGAAAAAAGUAUGGCAUGGACAAAAUACUUGGCCCAUUGAUUGAUGAUGUUAAAGUUCUUGAGCAGAAGGGAAUGAAGGUGUCUUUUUCUGAGGAGCCCAUUUUUGGUACAAUUGCUCAAAUUACUGGCGAUAACCUGGGUCUAAACGGUAUUCUUGGUUAUGUUGAAUCUUUUUCUGCAAAACAUUACUGCAGAUUGUGCCUUACUGACAAGGUGUUAGCACAGGAAGUAUUUAGCGAGGAUGAUCCAAGGGUGAUUUUGCGCAACCGAAACCAAAAUGAGAAGCAUUACAAGUAUCUUGCUGACAACCCUAAUGAAAACUCCUGUUAUGGUAUUAAAAGAAAUUCUAUACUCAACACCUUGACUUACUUUAAUGUAUCUGAGAACUUUGUGCUGGACAUUAUGCAUGAUAUUCUGGAGGGAGUGGCACAGUAUGAAGUAAAACUGCUUUUUGAAUAUAUGAGUUGCGGUCUAAUACCUUGUGAUUCCAUUCCUCAAAGACUGUAUGCCUUCAACUAUGGUUUUUUGGACCGAAAUAACCGCCCAACCAAGGUCAACCUUCAGCACCCAGGAAACAGUAUUGGACUUAAUGCAAGUCAGACAUUGUGUCUCAUCAGGAACAUCCCUCUCAUAUUUGGAGAUGUAGUUCCAGAGGGAGAUAAGCACUGGCAUUUGAUGUUGCUGCUCUUGCAAAUUGUUGACAUUGUGUUUUCUCAUUGCAUUUCUGAAGGAAUGAUCAUAUUUUUGAAGCAUCUGAUAGUGGAGCACCAUCGGUUGUUCAAAGACUUGUAUCCUUCUAGAAAUCUGAUUCCGAAGCAUCACCUUAUGAUUCACUACCCUGAAUGCAUCAGGCAAAUUGGCCCAUUGAUUCAUGUAUGGACGAUGAGGUACGAAGCAAAACACAGGUUUUUUAAGAAAAAUUUAAAAAACUUCAAAAACCUCACCAAAUCGCUUGCAAAAAAACACCAGCUGGCAAUAGCCUAUUACUGGGAAUCCUGUACAUCGAGGGGUAUUGAAUCUGGUCCUGUUUCAAAUGAGUUGUUGUCUGAUCUUGAAAAGUGUGAUUUUAUUUCAGAGCAACUCAACAUUGAUCUCUCUAGUGAAGUAACUAUCACUCCUUGGGUAAAGUGUCAUGGUACGGAGUAUCGAAAAAAUCUUGUUGUUUGCUUAGAUUUGGUUGAGGAUGUACCAGUCUUUGGAAAGAUUGUUCAAAUUUUGAUCAAGGAUGGAGUUUAUUUUUUGGUCUCAUGUAUGGAAUCAGAGUUUGUUGAACAUCUCCAUGCUUUCAGGGUUUUUGCACAAGAGCACAGCCUUGUUCUCAAAAAAACAGAACAAUUGUUUUACUACAAGCCAUUUGAUUUGCAAAUGACAUAUGGCAAUGACAGUUCAUUUUAUAUUGUUUUGGACUGUUACUUGUAAAGUAAUUUUAUUGGUGGCUUGGUGUUCCAUGUUGGAAUAAAAUUUUGAAAGAG
Molecule: messenger RNA, 5316 nt
Organism: Danio rerio (zebrafish)
Lineage: Eukaryota; Metazoa; Chordata; Actinopteri; Cypriniformes; Danionidae
Source: RefSeq, a predicted model, not a curated record